GCGAGAGACAAUUUCCUGCACUCAGGCCGCGCUCGCCUUUCUGUAGGCCAUGCGCGUGCUGCGGGUCGGCCUGACCCUGGCUCUGGGCGCGGGGCUGGGUGCGGCGGCAGAGCACUGGAGGCGACGGGCGGGAACAGCAACAGGGCUGCUUGCCCGGGUGCCAAUGUUGCCUGUGGUGGCGGCCGAGCUGCCCGCGCUGCCAGGCGGGCCGGCGGGCGGCACCGGGGAGCUGGCCAAGUACGGGCUGCCCGGCGUGGCGCAGCUUCGGAGCCGCGAGUCCUACGUGCUGAGCUACGACCCGCGCACGCGCGGUGCGCUCUGGGUGUUGGAACAGCUGCGACCCGAGCGGCUCCGUGGCGACGGCGACCGCAGCGCCUGCGACUUCCGAGAGGACGACUCUGUGCAUGCGUACCAUCGUGCCACUAACGCGGACUAUCGCGGCAGCGGCUUUGACCGUGGCCACUUGGCCGCUGCCGCCAACCAUCGCUGGAGCCAGCGGGCUAUGAAUGACACCUUCUACCUGAGCAACGUGGCCCCGCAGGUGCCACACCUCAACCAGAAUGCCUGGAACAACCUUGAGAAGUACAGCCGCAGCUUGACUCGCACUUACCAAAAUGUCUAUGUCUGCACAGGGCCUCUUUUCCUGCCCAGGACAGAGGCUGAUGGGAAAUCCUAUGUGAAGUACCAAGUUAUUGGAAAGAACCAUGUGGCAGUGCCCACACACUUCUUCAAGGUGCUCAUCUUGGAGGCCACCAGUGGGCAAAUCGAGCUGCGUUCCUAUGUGAUGCCCAAUGCCCCCGUGGAUGAGACUAUCCCUUUGGAGCGCUUCCUGGUGCCCAUCGAGAGCAUUGAGCGGGCCUCCGGGUUGCUCUUCGUGCCCAAUAUCCUGGCUCGAGCUGGAAACCUCAAGGCCAUCACUGCUGGCAGUAAGUGA
This is a messenger RNA of Phodopus roborovskii (desert hamster), 934 nucleotides long. RefSeq names its product endonuclease G (gene Endog). The transcript is spliced from 3 exons. The coding region runs from base 50 to 934 and encodes 294 amino acids. Gene Ontology annotation, biological process: apoptotic DNA fragmentation. The record is from RefSeq and is a predicted model, not a curated record. Gene Ontology annotation, cellular component: mitochondrial inner membrane; nucleus. NCBI's taxonomy places the organism in Eukaryota, Metazoa, Chordata, Mammalia, Rodentia, Cricetidae. Gene Ontology annotation, molecular function: RNA endonuclease activity; nucleic acid binding; metal ion binding.